UUGACAGUGCAUUCGUUUGUUUACAAUUCCAAAGGCUUUUGCUUUGCCUUUUAUCGCCCGUGAAGACGCUAACAAAAAGCAAAUUUGUGGGAAAAAUGGUCGAAGAAACUGUUCCGGUGGCAAAAACGAAGACGAAAACUGCACGUCCCAAACCGGUGUACAUGUGGACCGUCGCCGAUACGCUGAAAUGGUUGCGAAGACACUGCAACGAACGAUGCGCACAAUAUCAGGAACUGUUUCAGCGCCAUGAGAUAACGGGUCGAGCGUUGUUACGAAUAACAGACGAGCUGACACUGCACCGGAUGGGCAUCCACGACGAGAAGGACCGGGACGAUAUUCUGCGCGAAAUCAUCAAGCAAAGGCUGAAGACGGACAUCAUGGAGAUACGUGAUAUGGAGCUGAUGAACAAUGUGUACCAGAACUGUUACUAGAAAGUAUGUGCGAAAAUGUUUUUGCAUGUUUUAUUAGUAUCAUAUCGUACUUUCCGCUGGCAAUUGUGUAUUGCAUAAAGCGUUUGAAAAAGAAUCUGUACUAAAGGGAAUGUUCGAAGAUAAUAAAACUCCGGUAUAAAUAAUAAGCAAAUUGAAAAAGGAA
Messenger RNA from Anopheles funestus (African malaria mosquito), 594 nucleotides. RefSeq names its product protein aveugle (gene ave). Gene Ontology annotation, cellular component: cytoplasmic side of plasma membrane. NCBI's taxonomy places the organism in Eukaryota, Metazoa, Arthropoda, Insecta, Diptera, Culicidae. Gene Ontology annotation, molecular function: protein binding. The record is from RefSeq and is a predicted model, not a curated record. Gene Ontology annotation, biological process: cell surface receptor protein tyrosine kinase signaling pathway. Bases 96 to 431 code for a protein of 111 amino acids. The transcript has 3 exons.